Molecule: messenger RNA, 3277 nt
Organism: Quercus robur (English oak)
Lineage: Eukaryota; Viridiplantae; Streptophyta; Magnoliopsida; Fagales; Fagaceae
Product: DExH-box ATP-dependent RNA helicase DExH18, mitochondrial-like
Exons: 3
Coding region: 384-2870 (828 amino acids)
Biological process (GO): mitochondrial RNA 3'-end processing; RNA catabolic process
Cellular component (GO): mitochondrial degradosome
Molecular function (GO): hydrolase activity, acting on acid anhydrides; RNA helicase activity; ATP binding
Source: RefSeq, a predicted model, not a curated record
CAACACAACACAGACACGAUUGAACCCUAACCCCUUCUUCUUCUUCAUAGCCAUUAACGCAGACAUGAUGAAUAAAGCUCCUCAAUGAACAUGAACUCCUUCUUCUUCUUCAUAGCCACAUCUCGCCGAUUCCAUUGCUGAUUCCCAAUUGAGCUCUCGACCCUCAAAGAGACGAAGAAACAGAGAACCCCAACGUCAAUGACAAACCCAAACAGCAGGUGAGUUGUUAUGUGUACUUUCUUUGUGAAUUUUAAGAAUAAGUAUUUCACAAUAAAUUCACAAAGAAAGCUUUUGCGCUCACUCGGAGCCGGAGCAGAAGAAAGGUUUUGCGUUUCUUCAAUAUAUUAUUAGUUUCUACAACAACAACAACAACAACAACAGCCAUGUCCCUGUUUCGAAUUUAUAAACCUAAGACAUACCCUUCUUCUUCUACUAGGCUAAGGGUUCUGCUAUCCAACCAUUCUUUUUAUGGACUAUUAUAUGACCCUUUGAUUUCCCAGCAUUACCGGUUUUGUCCUACUGCUUCAGAUGUCCCUAACCGUCCAUUUUCCACUUCUGCUUUCACUUUGUUUCACUUAGCUCCUUGUCAAUUUCCCUCACAAGCUCUCAAAUUUAAGGCCUCUGCCACCUUCUAUGGAAGACCCUUUUCUUCUUCAUCAGCACCUAAUGGUGAUGAUGAUCAUGGUGUGUCUAGCUUGACAAUGGUUGAAUCUGAAUCUGAAUGUGAUUUCGAUGCUGAUGUUGGGAAAACAACUGUUGGUGUAGAUGAUGAUGAUGAUGAGAGUUGUAGCACUGUUGGUGAUUCAACCAUGGUUGAAUUGGGAAAUGGUAUCAAUGAAGAGGGUAUUGUUGUUGAUUCUAUGGUGGCUAGCGAUAAUAAUGAUGACGUGGGUUUGGAGAGGUGUGAGGUUCAUUUGAAUGUUGCUUCGCGGGAUCCUGUUGAAGUGUAUCGUGAGUUAAGAAAUGCCGAGAAGGGAGCGAAGCAGACACGGUGUGAUUGGGAGAUAAUGCAACAAGUGCUUAGUUAUUUUGGGAAAUCGGGUUGGGCGUCUAAUCAGGCUCUUGCAAUCUACAUUGGGAUGUCAUUCUUUCCUACUGCAGUGCAAAAGUUCCGGAACUUUUUCUUCAAGAAAUGUUCUGCUGAUGUUUUUAAGUAUGUGGUGUCGCUUGGUCCAUCCGAUGAUGCUGUCAAGUUCUUGUUUCCUAUAUUCGUGGAGUAUUGUUUAGAGGAGUUUCCUGAUGAGAUUAAGCGGUUUCGGGGUAUGAUUGAGUCGGCAGACCUUACCAAGCCCCACACUUGGUUUCCAUUUGCACGGGCCAUGAAACGUAAGAUAGUAUAUCAUUGUGGCCCAACCAAUAGUGGUAAAACUUACAAUGCUCUGCAACGGUUUAUGGAGGCCAAGAAGGGUAUCUAUUGUAGUCCUCUCAGAUUAUUGGCUAUGGAAGUCUUUGACAAGGUGAAUGCACAUGGGGUUUACUGUUCUCUACUUACAGGUCAAGAAAAGAAAUAUGUCCCUUUUUCAAACCAUAUUGCCUGUACUGUGGAAAUGGUGUCGACGGACGAAUUGUAUGAUGUAGCUGUUAUUGAUGAAAUUCAGGUGAUGGCAGACCCAUGUAGGGGUUAUGCUUGGACGCGGGCAUUGCUUGGAUUGAAGGCUGAUGAGAUACAUUUAUGUGGGGAUCCGAGUGUUUUGAGUAUUGUUCGAAAGAUCUGUGCAGAAACUGGGGAUCAGCUGCAUGAACAACAUUAUGACAGGUUUAAGCCAUUGGUGGUUGAAGCCAAGACCCUAUUGGGAGAUCUUAAAAAUGUUCGUUCUGGGGACUGCGUGGUUGCUUUUUCGAGGAGAGAGAUAUUUGAGGUUAAAAUGGCAAUUGAGAAACACACCAAUCACCGCUGUUGUGUAAUUUAUGGUGCUUUGCCACCAGAAACUCGUAGACAGCAAGCUACCUUAUUCAAUGAUCAAGAUAAUGAAUUUGAUGUGCUUGUUGCUAGUGAUGCUGUUGGAAUGGGUUUGAAUCUUAAUAUUAGAAGGGUUAUUUUUUAUAGCCUUUCGAAAUACAAUGGAGACAAGAUUGUUCCAGUUCCAGCAUCGCAGGUGAAACAAAUUGCUGGAAGAGCUGGCCGAAGAGGAAGCCGCUAUCCAGAUGGACUCACAACAACCUUGCAUUUAGAAGAUUUAGACUACUUGAUUGAGUGUUUGAAGCAACCUUUUGUAGAAGUAAGGAAAGUCGGUCUCUUCCCAUUCUUUGAACAGGUUGAACUAUUUGCUGGGCAACUGCCCAAUGUUACAUUCUGCCAUCUACUUGAAAAAUUUGGUGAAAAUUGCCGUCUAGAUGGGUCAUACUUUCUGUGUCGACAUGAUCACAUAAAAAAGGUUGCUAAUAUGUUGGAGAAGGUACAGGGGUUAUCUCUUGAAGAUCGUUUUAACUUUUGUUUUGCCCCAGUUAAUAUAAGAGACCCAAAAGCAAUGUACCAUCUCCUUAGGUUUGCUUCAGCAUACAGUCAGAAUGUUCCUGUCAAUAUUGCAAUGGGCAUGCCAAAGGGUUCUGCUCGAAAUGAUUCAGAGCUCUUGGAUCUUGAGACUAAGCAUCAAGUGUUGUCUAUGUAUAUGUGGUUAUCAAACCACUUCAAGGAGGAAACUUUUCCAUAUGUGAAGAAGGCUGAGGCAAUGGCAACGGACAUUGCUGACUUGUUAGGUCAGUCUCUAACUAAAGCUAAUUGGAAACCAGAAUCAAGGCAGGCUGGGAAACCAAAGCCUCAACGGAAGGAAGAUGGUUAUGAGAGGCCGAGAUCACUUAUCAAAUUAUAUGAGAAGAAUAGGCUUGAAAAGGCUUCACAAAAUAAGCUUUUAGAGAAGGUAGUUGCAUAGUGAUAUUGCAGUUUCAUUGCUCUGCCAGAUUUGCUGGAAUUGUUGAAGGAAAGAUAAUUGCAAACCUACUUAAAUCUUCUAGCGAAGUGUUGGGUUUUGACUAUGGAAGAAAUUGUUAUUGCUUGAACAUCUCCUGGAGCUUGGUGUAACUUAAACGGUUGCUAUAUUUAUCAAAGGUAUGCAACUAUGUGGGUAGACCUGAGGACUCCUUUUAGAAUAGUCAGCACCAUUUGGUUUUUUGGUUGUGUCAAUUGAGAUUUUUGUAUCCUUUAGAGUGGCACACAAAAUUUAGCACUCCCGGUACUUUAAUGAGCCUUGCCUUUUACUUCUAGAUUAUAUUCACAUAUGAAAGUUGUAUGGUGAAAUUUCACACUCAAAAUUGUGUUAACCUUUUUAAAAUUUUGUUC